Messenger RNA from Etheostoma spectabile (orangethroat darter), 1092 nucleotides. Its product is annotated as myeloid cell surface antigen CD33. Gene Ontology annotation, cellular component: plasma membrane. Gene Ontology annotation, molecular function: sialic acid binding. The record is from RefSeq and is a predicted model, not a curated record. Gene Ontology annotation, biological process: cell adhesion. Lineage: Eukaryota; Metazoa; Chordata; Actinopteri; Perciformes; Percidae. The transcript is spliced from 5 exons. Bases 188 to 1015 code for a protein of 275 amino acids.
AUGAGAGCCAGCAGUGUCUAGAGAAACUUCCUGGAAACUUGCUGUAGCACAAAGAGGGAAGAAGUACAAAAGGAAGAGGAAGAGUCAGAGCAGAGACAUUCAGCAGAGACCACAUCGGAGAGAAGAGAGAGCAGCAGAAUAAGAUAAAAGAGGAAUAGAGACGCACUGUGCCAAUCACUGAAUCAGGAUGUUUGUUCUCAUCUGGACAACUCUACUCUUCACUGUGAGAGACACAGGUGCCUCCUUGGAGGGAACACCAUUCUGUGAGAAAGGAUUCUGUAUCACUCUUAGUGAAGAAGAAAUAACAGCAGAGGCUGGACUCUGUGUUGUGAUACCGUGUUCUUUCACCACCAGUUAUUACUUCAGACCCCAACAUGUAGUUUGGUACAAAUGUGAACCAUCCAAAACAAAAUGUACUGAUUCAGACAUCAUAUUCAACACUAACAAGAACAACAACAAAACUCAGUCUGGGUUCAGAGGACGAGUGUCACUGUUGGAGCCUGAUGUGAGUCGGAGGAACUGCAGCAUCAUGGUCAAUGACAUCACUGAGUCAGACUCUGGAUCAUAUCAGCUCAGAGUUAAUGGUUUACUGAAUGAGAGGACAGAUGGAUUUAGAUUCUCUCCAAGAACAACUGUUUCUGUCAAAGAUCUGACCCAGAAGCCCACAGUGAUGAUUCCUCCUCUGACAGAGGGACAGCAGAGCACACUGAGCUGCACUGCUCCUGGUCUCUGCUCUGGAUCUGAUCCUGAAAUCACCUGGACGUGGAGAGGAGCAGGAGAGAAGGACUCUCACAUCCCAGGAAACAUCACUGAUUUUAGGACUGAGAAUCUGACUGCUGUCACUUGGAGACACAGCUCAACCCUGACCUUUAACUCUUCAGCUGAACACCACGGUACCAAUAUCAGCUGUAAGGUCAGCUUCACAAACAACAUCACUACAGAGGAGACUGUGACUCUGAAUGUGGCCUAUGUAAGGAAGUUAAAGUCUCGGGAAUACAAGUGUGAAGGAGGGUGAGACUUUGAUUCUGACCUGCAGUGUUGAACGUUUCCCUCCGUCUCUCAUCAAGUGGUACACAUCUUCUGACAGAAACA